AUGGCGAUCAACGAGGACACUGGGUUGGUUGACGUUAGAGCUCAAAUACCGUUGGUUGACCAAAACUCGAGGUUAGCCGAAGAAGUGAGAAUGUUAAAACAACACAUAGCAAACAUGUAUCGGGCUUGGAUGAUUGGUCAGGCACCUCCUCCACCGCCUCCUGGCUUCCCCGAUAUUUUCCCUAAUGUGCCGACCUCAACCCGAGCUCCACUUACUGUGCCUGGUGAUCCAUCUAACAGUGGGCCCAUGUUCAAAACCCCUAAUGCUCAACCCUAUACUCCAGAACCAACUUUAAAUGUCUCUAAUCCAUAUGGUUAUAACCCUCACCUUGAGCUUCCCGUUAACACUAAAGAACUUGAUAAGACCGUGGAUGAUGAGGAAAUGACUAGAAAGAUGAAAAGCUUGGAGCAAUCCAUAAGAAACUUGCAAGGUCAGGAAGGUCAUAAGAGUGUUUCAUACAAAGACUUGUGCAUGUUUCCUAAUGUUCACUUGCCCUCUGGUUUUAAGACUCCAAAGUUUGACAAGUAUGAUGGGCAUGGUGAUCCUGUGGCCCAUUUGAAGAGGUAUUGCAAUCAAUUGAGAGGAGCUGGAGGUAAGGACGAAAUGCUUAUGGCCUACUUUAGUGACAGCUUAACAGGAAUAGCCUCGGAUUGGUUCACUGAUCAGGACGUCAUUAAGUGGCAUAUUUGGGAUGACAUGGCUCAAGAGUUUGUGCGACAAUUUCAGUAUAAUAUAGACAUUACUCCAGAUAAAAUGUCCAUGACCAAGGUGCAGAAGAAAUCUACAGAAAGUUUUAGGGAAUUCGCCAUUAGGUGGAGAGAGCAGGCUGCUAGAGUAAAGCCUCCAAUGACAGAAGGUGAGGUGGUGGAUACUUUUCUCCAAGCCCAAACUGAAGAAUACUAUCAACACAUGCUCCAGUACUGGGCAAACCGUUCACUGAGGAAGCUGAGCGACAUGAGGGAAAAUGAUGAUGUAUCCAUGAUUAUACCAGAAGCGCGACGAGGUGUGAGCGGUCCAUCUCGCUCAUAUACCCAGCCACAACCUCAAGUCUAUUCCCAAACUCCAUACACUCAACCUCAGCAUUACUUUCCUCCACAAGACCCUCAAUAUUCCAUGUCACCUCUCCAGUACUUUGCCUGUGGUGCACAGCCAUAUGUUCAACCAUAUCCUUACCAACAAUGGUGUGCACCAGCUCCACAGGGUUCUUACCCCCCACAAGCAUAUCGACCUCGUACCAGCUCUAACUUUCGACCUAGGCCAGAAUACAAGAAAGAGAGACAACAGAGAAGGGAGGCCUCUGGAAAACUUCCCGGGCUAUCAGUCUCAGUUCCAGAAGUUGAUAAGGAUGAAUUGGUUAAAGGGACCCAGAACUUGUUUGCUGAGAAUAAUUUGAUUCAAACUGAUAAUGGUUCUAGUAAUGCUUAUGUGAAACUUAGUGGCUAA
Lycium ferocissimum is the source of this 1443-nucleotide messenger RNA. RefSeq lists its product as uncharacterized. NCBI's taxonomy places the organism in Eukaryota, Viridiplantae, Streptophyta, Magnoliopsida, Solanales, Solanaceae. The coding region runs from base 1 to 1443 and encodes 480 amino acids. The transcript has 2 exons. The record is from RefSeq and is a predicted model, not a curated record.